Messenger RNA from Hevea brasiliensis (rubber tree), 1175 nucleotides. Its product is annotated as SAGA-associated factor 29 homolog A. Gene Ontology annotation, cellular component: SAGA complex. The transcript is spliced from 9 exons. Bases 209 to 1018 code for a protein of 269 amino acids. The record is from RefSeq and is a predicted model, not a curated record. Lineage: Eukaryota; Viridiplantae; Streptophyta; Magnoliopsida; Malpighiales; Euphorbiaceae.
UAUAUAUAUAUAUAUAUGGGUAAAAAUAAAAAAAAAACCCUUCCUUUUUUGUUCCAUAGAGGGAAAAAGUAAAAACUUUCCAACAACGAAAGAGAAGAUCGAAGUGGGACUGUAGCUAAAAGAAUCGAGCUUUCUGUUAGAAGCAGAACAAACAUUGCUUAUUCUGAUUCUGAUUCUGCGACAAGGGAAAUUUAAAAAAAAAAAAAAAAUGUCGUCGCCGGACAUUGCGGGAAUUUUGGAGAACUCGAGGGAGCUCGAUCGGUUAAGGAAAGAGCAAGAGGAAGUGCUUUCGGAGAUCAAUAAGAUGCACAAGAAGCUCCAAGCUACUCCUGAGGUAGUUGAGAAGCCUGGUGAUAAUUCUUUGUCAAGGCUUAAAAUUUUAUAUACUCAGGCCAAGGAUCUUUCAGAAAAUGAAGUAAAUGUUUCCAACCAGUUGUUGAGUCAACUGGAUCUUCUGCUUCCAUCUGGGCCUCUAGCACAACAACGAAGGAGAAUAGAAGGUAGUGAUCAGAAAAGGAAAAGAAUGAAGAAUGAGUCAGAUAUCUCAAGGCUUUCUCCUUCCAUGAGAAAUCAACUUGAAGCUUGUGCUAGUCUAAAGGGUGAACAGGUAGCAGCUAGGGUCACGGGUAACAAUGCUGAAAAGGAUGAGUGGUUCGUUGUAAAAGUGAUGCAAUUUGAUAGGGAAACGAAAGAAUUUGAAGUACUUGACGAGGAGCCAGGUGAUGAUGAAGAGGGUGGUGGCCAAAGAAAAUACAAGCUGCCCAUGUCAUGUAUUAUACCUUUCCCCAAGAAAAAUGAUCCAUCUAGUGCCCCUGAUUUUCCUCCUGGAAGACAUGUUUUGGCUGUUUAUCCAGGAACAACAGCACUCUACAAGGCAACUGUUGUCAGUCCGCCACGCAAGAGAAAGACAGACGAGUACCUGCUGGAGUUUGAUGAUGAUGAGGAAGAUGGUGCUUUGCCACAACGAGCAGUACCCUUUUACAAUGUGGUUCCCUUGCCUGACGGACACCGUCAAUGAAUCCUUGUUUAUAGUUGUGCAUAAUUAAAGUUGUUGUGUAGUGUUGUCCGCCAGACAAUUCUCCCCUUCUUCCUUUCAACUAAAAGGGACACACUGAUGUAGCAAACUCCUUCCUCAUUUGAGCUAUAAAAGUAGCCAAAUUCAACUUGCUUGAAAA